Poecilia reticulata (guppy) is the source of this 2916-nucleotide messenger RNA. Its product is annotated as ankyrin repeat domain-containing protein 61. Gene Ontology annotation, molecular function: protein binding. Lineage: Eukaryota; Metazoa; Chordata; Actinopteri; Cyprinodontiformes; Poeciliidae. The record is from RefSeq and is a predicted model, not a curated record.
GCACUUGUAUGUUGUGUUUGGAGAAGUGUGUACCAAACACACUUCUCCAAACUUCUCCUUCUGUGUACCAAACACAGAAGGAGAAGUAGUUGAUGAGAACACCAAACACAUGGAGGAGGAAGUUGAUGUUGACAUUUCUUUUUAGAUUUACUCUUUACUAUGAAAAACCAGAAUAACUAGAAUCAAAUCAAUGGAAGUCUUAAAGAAGACUCUCGAUGCAGUCAGUCUGCAAUCCUCCACCAUGGGCGAGGACCAAAGCAGAGAUAAGAGAGAUAAAGUUAUUAAGAUUUACAGAAAUGAAUUCUACACUGCUGUGCUGGAUGAAGAUGUUAGAGGAAUAGAAAACAUGGUAAAGAAGUAUGGGAGCAACAGUCAGAUAGAGAUACAGGACGGUUCAUCAAGAGGAGUGUUCUGGAAGGGAUUUUCUAUCCUUCCCCUCCACCUGGCUGCUACCUACAGAAGAGUCCACAGCCUGCAGAGUUUGCUGUCAGCUGGAGCUGAUGCUCAAGUCAAGGACAAGCUGGGUCGGACGUCGCUACAUUUAGUCAUCAUCAACUGGCCGAUCACCACGACGACCCGGAUAAAACCUUCCUCCAAGUUCUGGGCAGCUGUGGAGAGAGCAAGCAGGCAGGCUGAAGCCUGUUUACAGCUGCUCUGUGAGCACGGAGCUGAUGUCAACGCGCAGAUAGAUGAUCAGAGUCAGCAAACGCCUCUCCAUCUGUCAGUGCGUUACAGAGCGCAGUCUGCUGUGUGGCUGCUGAUCAGCUGCGGCGCCAACGUGAACGUGGUGGACAGCAGUGGAAUGACACCUCUGCACAUGGCAGCAUCAAUCCUCCAUCAGGACAUAGCAUCUAAUUUAAUCAACCACGGAGCUGACGUCAACAUGAGGAUGCAUCACUCUGGGAACACUCCUCUGCACCUCGCUGCAGUUGCAGUGAUGACGAAAGCAACCAAAGUCCUGGAUGAAGACGUGAGCUGCGUCUCUGAGCUGCUGGAGCGCGGAGCAAAGCCAAACAUCGUAAACGAGGCCUGCAUGUCGCCAUUCCACCAAGCGUGCAACCUGGGAAACGAGCAGCUGGUGGACCUGCUGCUGAGAUACGGAGCUGGUGUCAACAAGCUGAGCGCAGCAGGGCAGAGCUGUCUGUUCCUGUUCCUGAACCACACGCCUAACAUGAGGAAUGGCUCCCUGCUGAUCAAACUCCUCACCUUGAGCGCUCCGCUCAUAGUCUGCAGCCACGACGGCCGCUUACCCUCCAUCUUAACUCAGCCACGCUUCUUUAAACAGAGAGAGCAACUGAUCCAACUUACCCAGCAGCCAAAGACACUUCGCGAUAUUUGAAAAAGUAAUAUUUAUCUGAAACACAUCAGAGGGAGAAAGGAGGAGCUGAAAAAAGUUCUUCCUGAAAGCUUGUACAACUUUGUCUUCAACCAAUGGGAGAUCCAAAACCUUUCGUUUGUGACAGACAGUGAAGAGGCGGCACAGCAAUUUGUAUGAACCUGAGCUACAAGAUUUGAUCCAUUCAGCUGAGAUAAAAUUUAAUGCCUUGCUAAAGUAUUCCUCCACCUUAGAGAUUUUCACUUCCCGUCACAUUAAAAACACAAACUUCCUUGAAUUGUAUGCUGAGCAGUACAUAACUAAACUGGAGGACAAAUUCUAAAAAACUUUUUUAAAUAAAAUAUCUAAACACCGAGGUGUGUUUCUAUUGAAUCUGUUACUCUAACACAGGAGUCUGCAGCCUUUACAAACUAAAGAGCCAUUUCUCCCCUCAGAUAAACAAAAGCUACUUAGAGCCAAAAUAUGUUAUAUAACCUUCGCUGAAAGGCAAACUUAAAUGCUUUAAUAAAUAUCAAUCAUAGGAAAUGCGUGGUCGUUCUUAGAGAAUCCUGAUUUUGUUUCUGUUUUUUGGCUUCAAAACAACGAAAAACAAAACAUUAAAAAAAAAACUAUGCAUUAUUCUUCUACGGGAAGAUAAUAUUGUAGAAAAUUAUGUAAAACAUUAAAAAAAAAGAUUGUUUCCAAGAUAAUAAUGAGAAAUAAAUAAUAUUACUGACAGCUGUGUCAUUUUGUUGUGAAACUCAAGGUAGAAUUGAUUAAAUACUGGGAAACAGUUAAAAAAAAAUUACAGUUGUUACAUCUAUAUUAAUUUUUUUUUUUGUGCUGCACCUUUGUGUUAGCCAAAUUUGUAAAGAGCCAUUGUGGAUGUUACAAAGAGUUACUUUCAGCUCACAAGUCGCAGGUUGCAGACCUGUGCCCUAACGCAUCUAUUAAGACUCCAUUACAGCCACUUACCUUCUAAAGUCACAGAAUUAAAAAGAAAACAGAGUACCUCAGAGAGUACUGCUGGCAAGGAAAUUGUUGUUCUCAUGGGGAGGUAACUCACUCUGUCAGAACAAGCAGUUCCUCUCCAAAACAGCUGGUGCUAACAGUGAUGUGUGCUCAGUUAGGUGUAUAUCUAUUCAAAGCUAAACGUCUCAUGGAGCUCUGAGCGACGCAUCAUCCACAACAGGAAUGAGUCAGACUUAGAGCCAGUCAAGAGGCCAGUGGCACCUCUGGAUGAGUUGCAGAGAUUCAUGGCUCAGGUGGGAGAAUGUGUCAACAGGACAGAUAAAAGUUAAUUCCAAUAAUGUCACAAUCCCUGCACCCCACAAGAAGUGUAACUAAACAGUUACUUCUUCCUACCACUUUUCAGACAUGUGUACAUGGGAUUUUUGUAUUUAUGUAUAUUGUUGGGUGUGUGUAUGUAGAAGGGUAUGUAUGUAUGUAUAGAUGUGUUCAUUAGAAAAUUAAUUUGGGUCUGCAUUCCUUUAAAGUGGAUGUAUUGAUUGAUAUAAAUUUACUUACAAGGGUUUAUUUUUUCUUUUUCUUGUACAUAUGUUCAACUGUGUGUGUGUGUGUGUGUGUGUGUGUGUGUGUGU